AUGUGGCUAUCGCCGGCUAAGCUUUCACUGUCAUACACUUUCCUCAAACAAGUGAGGCUGAGGCGAUGCUACUGCUACGCUGCUCCUGCGCUUUCCCGGCGGAUUCCAACCUGGUCAGAGGAGCCAACAAGAGUUGAUACCCAUCAACAAAAGGAUGAUCGGAGCAGUUCGGGGCAGCUGGAUUGUGGUCGAGUUCUCCAUCAUUUGCAUGAUUUGAGGAAGGAGCCUUUCCUUGCACUUUCUUUCUUCCACCAACUGAAACGAGGCGGUUUUGUUCAUGAUGUCUACACUUCUGCUGCUAUGAUUAGGAUAUUGUGUUUCUGGAACUUGGACAGGAAAUUGAAUUCUAUGCUUUCUGAACUCAUCAACAAGGAGACGGUGCGGGAAUUCUCUGUUUCGGAUUUGCUGGAAGCUUUAUUUGAUGGUUGUGAUGUUGAUUGUACGAAGAUCAUUUCGAAAGUUUCGGAUGCAUUGGUAAAAAUUCAUGCAGUAGAUGAAAUGUUUGAUGAGGCGAUCGAUGUUCUUGUCAGAGUUCAGCUGUUAGGGGUUAAGCCGAGCAUUUUAACGUGUAAUUUUCUCAUGAACCGCUUGAUUGAGUCUAGGGAGAUUGAUGCUGCUGUGGCUAUUUAUAUGCAGUUGGAUUGUUUUGGAUUACAACCUAAUGAGUAUACUUGCUCCAUUGUUGUUAAAGCAUUCUGUAGGAAAGGUUGCUUGGACCAGGCAUUGUCUAUUUUCCAGACAAUGGAAGAUCUUGGGAUGACUCCGAAUGCGUUUGCCUACUCAACUUAUAUUGAAGGGUUGUGUGCUCAUAACGGCCCGGAUUCAGGUUAUAAAGCACUUCAACUUCUAAUAGGAGCUAAGCUUCCAGUAGAUGAGUUUGCUUAUACAGUUGUGAUUCGAGGGUUUUGUAAUCAGAUGAAACUUAAAGAGGCUUCGGAUGUACUAGGUGAGAUGAAAAGGCAGGGCUUUGUUCCCGAUGUGUAUACUUAUGGUGCUUUGAUUUGUGGGUUAUGCAGGGAUGGGAAUUUACUUGAUGCUGUAGCUCUUCAUGACGACAUGUUGUCAGAAGGUGUGAAAACAAAUUGCGUGAUAGUCAGCUCGAUUCUUCAGGGCUGGUCUCAAGUAGGCAAGGGUUCUAACCUUCUAAAUUUAUUCGAGACAUGUAAGACGAUGGGUAUCUACCUUGAUAAGGUUUGCUACAAUAUAGUGAUGAAUGUCUGCUGCAAGUUAGGGAACAUGAAUGCGGUAGUUGAAUUGCUUGCCGAGAUGAAAAAUAAGCGCAUUGUUCCUGAUGUUGUUAACUAUACAACUGUAGUUGGUGGUUAUUUUGAUGAAGGAAAACCUUACGAGGCCCUAAACGUAUUCCAAGAAAUGAAAGAAAAUGGAAUUAUCCCUGAUAUUGUCACUUAUAAUGUACUCGCUUCUGGUUUCUCCAGAUUAGGUCUGACACAAGAAGUCAGCAAUUUGUUACUGUACAUGAAGGACCAUGGUAUUGAACCUAACAAUGACACAUACAGUGUCAUCAUUGAAGGACUAUGCACUGGAGGCAACAUGGAGGAUGCUGAAGCUUUUUUUUCUAACUUGAAAGACCAGAACUUGGACAUCUUUAAUGCCAUGGUUAAUGGUUACUGCUUGGCACGAAGCAUAGAAAAGGCCUUUGACUUAUUUAUUUCUCUGACUGCAAAAGGAUAUACACUGAAGAAACGUUCUUGCUUGAAACUGCUUUCCAGUAUGGAAUAUGAUAUUGAGAAAUCUAUUCAGCUAGUUGAGACAGUGUUAGCUCUAGGUGCUGAAUAUUCUAAUAUUAUAUGCAGCAAAGCUAUAGGCAUGCUUUCUCGUGCUGGAGAAAUGGAAAAGGCCCAAUAUGUGUUUGACCUUCUUGUCGGCAGAGGGCUAAGUGUGGAUAUGAUGACAUACACUAUGAUGAUAAAUGGUUAUUGCAGGGUCAAUUGUGAGAGAGAGGCCUGUAAUCUUCUGUAUGAUAUGAAGAGUAAAGGGCUUGAACCAGAUGUUAUCACUUACACAGUUUUGCUUGAUGGGGCCUUGAAAAUAAGGUCCAGGAGGAGGGCUAUAGGGAUCAGCAGCAAUAAUGCAGAACAUUCUCUACUUUUGAAUGAACUAAAGGGAAUGGAUAUAAAGCCUGAUGUUGUUACUUAUACUGUUUUGAUAGACGAGCGCUGCAAAGCAAAUAAGUUCAAGGAUGCUGUAAAACUUUUCCAGGAGAUGAUUGAUAGAGGGAUGCAGCCUGACACUGUGACAUACACGGCUCUUUUAUGUGGAUACUUUUAUGUUGGAGAUGUAGCUGGUGCUGCAGUUCUUCGUGACAAAAUGUUAGAUAGUCAAUUACGGCCUGAUAACAUUUUCAAGUCUGCGUGGAAUCAUGGUAUCUUAAAAGACUUGAAAUGUCGGUCCCAUGAAUAG
This is a messenger RNA of Linum tenue, 2421 nucleotides long. The record is from the annotation of a GenBank genome assembly. NCBI's taxonomy places the organism in Eukaryota, Viridiplantae, Streptophyta, Magnoliopsida, Malpighiales, Linaceae.